AUGAUGGGUGUCAGUGGUUGUAUGAGUGUGAGGCAGGCCAGGGGCGCCUGCCACUGCCCCGCCUGCCCCAGGGCUUCGGGCCACGGGGCUCCGAUGCCGCCCCCGAGCCUCGCGCUGCCCCCGAUGGCGCUCCCGGAGCCCGAGACCACGCCGGUCAAGGACAAGAAGGGCUCCAAGAUGAAGGUGCUGAAGAAGAUCAAAAAGAAAAUGGGCCUCGUUGUUCCCGCCAAAUGCACGUCAGCGCGCGGGUCGGCCGGGUCGUGGGAGAGAUUAGCACGCAGCGCCUUCCGGGGUUCAAGUUGCGCAAUUGAUUUCCAAUGUGGACCCGGGUUUGUGCUGCGAAAUGCACCACGACUGAGCAAG
Molecule: messenger RNA, 363 nt
Organism: Iphiclides podalirius (scarce swallowtail)
Lineage: Eukaryota; Metazoa; Arthropoda; Insecta; Lepidoptera; Papilionidae
Source: the annotation of a GenBank genome assembly